This is a messenger RNA of Anas platyrhynchos (mallard), 1439 nucleotides long. RefSeq names its product dynein light chain roadblock-type 1 (gene DYNLRB1). The record is from RefSeq and is a predicted model, not a curated record. Gene Ontology annotation, biological process: microtubule-based movement. NCBI's taxonomy places the organism in Eukaryota, Metazoa, Chordata, Aves, Anseriformes, Anatidae. Gene Ontology annotation, cellular component: cytoplasmic dynein complex.
AGGGGGCGCGCACGCGCGUGGCCCGGCCCUGCCGCCGCUGAAGUGCCGCGGAUUGGGCGAGCGGGGCGCGCAUGCGCGCAAGGCCGUGACUGGCGACGGGGCGGUGGCGGCGGCUCGCGAUGGCUGAGGUGGAAGAAACACUGAAGCGAAUUCAGAGCCAAAAAGGCGUGCAAGGAAUCAUCGUUGUUAAUUCUGAAGGUAUUCCUAUAAAAAGUACUAUGGACAACUCCACAACGAUUCAAUAUGCAGGCCUAAUGCACAGUUUUAUCAUGAAGGCAAGGAGCACUGUGCGAGACAUUGAUCCCCAAAAUGACCUCACAUUCCUGCGGAUUCGCUCCAAGAAAAAUGAAAUUAUGGUUGCACCAGAUAAGGACUACUUCCUGAUUGUCAUCCAGAAUCCUACUGAAUGAUUACACUAACUUGAUAUGGUUUUUCCCCCCUUUGCCCAACUAUUUUUUAAUUUAAUGGUAAAGAGUAGAACAUUAGUGUUAACUUGGCUGUGCCACUUCUGUAAUAUCUGAAAAAAAAACAAAAGCAAAUGUAUCUGUUGUUUACAAAUAGAAAAAAAGUGGUUUCUUCUGUUAUCACAAGUCAUUUUGAGAAGGAGUUGGUGAAUUAGGAUCAGGUGACUUAAACAGUAAAAAAUGCAACAGAUUCUUUUGAAUAGUUAAGAAGAUAAUAUAAAAAAAUCUAAUAAGGUUCUAAAAAUUAUUCUUUGUACAUUUCCAUGUUCCUGUUACAACUAUUUGAGUUAAACUUUUACACUUAUUACUUUUGAAUUACUGUAAAUAUGAAACCUGCCUAUCCUCUUGUUCUCUCUGUUGGUUUUGCAAGUUACUUUGGAAAAGUAACUGGUCGUAUUAAAUUAAAAAGUGUCAUCAGUGAUUGUUUUUGUCUUGUUUCCCUUUUCUUGUAAGGAUUGUAAUUGUCGUGAUUGACUGAGAUUUUUCUUCAAGAAGUAGAACUUUCAUAGGACUAUUUUUACCAAUCUGUUGCUUUCUCUGAGUGAUUUAUUUUAAGUCCAUGUGCUAUGUAUUUAUAAUUGCCUCAUAUGUUGGAGCAUUUUCCUGUCAAUUCCUUUUUUGUCUCAGAACAGAGAUGUGCGGUGACUGAGUGAGGCCAUUAAUGCUGCCUGUGGGUGCUCUUGGGUUAUCACAUUUCAGUAGCUGAUUCAAUCUGAUAUCUCGCUUUGGUAUUUUUUUUUGUUAAUGGCUGUUAAAAACAAAAAUGCUCAUCUGGUUCCUCCAAAAUAAUAAAGGGGUUAUUUUUCGUAGCCUUGAAAAAGUUUUGAAUUUGCAUGCAGAGCUCAAGGAUUUGUGCAAAACGUGUACAUUGAAGAUGUAUGCCACGUGUGACAGACACAACUCUGCCUUGUACUGAAAUUGUCUUAACGAUGUGCAGAACAUCAUAGCCCAGAUUAAAAAAUCAUGCAUAUUGCA